UCGUGGCGAGCGUACGCGUAUCUUAUGCGCAUCGUGUAUAUAUCGCGCGCGUCUAAUAAGCUCCGAUUUUACGCGUCCCACAAUCGUACGACCACAUGCGAGCGAGCGAUCCACAUGCGGUUCACCGACGGAAUUAACGAACGAGGGAACGGAUUGUCGCAUUGGGGACAAUCGCGAGGGUCAGCGAACAAACAUUAUUAGUGAACGUGAUUCAUACGACGUAUUUUUCCAUCGCAAAAAAGGAAUUCGCGGAGAUUCGUGGUUAAACUCGCGUGGCGGUUAAUUUCUCGCGAAGAGCGGACGAGAAAGGAGUGAUAUGAGUGCUGAACGUAGGAUCUUUCGUGACGUUAAACGGCGAUCGAGUCGCGAGCGGUUCGAAGGAAAUACCAUCGAGUGAUCGCGCACGCCACGCGCGAGGAAGACCGGACGUCGCGCGCAAACAGGAUCGACUGGAUCGGGCUAAUAGCGAGAGAAGGAGAGGGAGAGGAGGGUCGAGAAGGACGAGAAGGACGAGAGAAGAGCGUAAUAGCAGUGUGUUCUUUUAUUGGUUGCGUGAGGAAAGCGAACCUACGCGUGCGGCAAGAGACGGGAAAGUGAAGACGAGCUGGAGGACGGCCGGGUGGAAAUAGCCUCGAGGUGGAAAGGAAGGUGAAAAAGAUGAUGCGGUGCCAUCCGAUCGUUCUCCUCGUCGGCCUGCUCACCAUCGUCCGCGCUCAAGGGGUCCCGCGAACAUUUUCGGCUAGGCCUUACCGAGGAGGGCCGCCGUUGUCAGUGAGAGCGAUUCUCGGUGGGACGGCCGUGUUGCCAUGCGACAUACAUUCACCGCAACGCAACGAUUCAGCUAUCUUAAUCGUCUGGUACAAGAAUGACGUCGUCCCGAUCUACAGUUAUGACCUACGGCAAAAUAGUAAAGCGGCGACGCAUUGGCAGGAGGAACAGUAUUUCAAGAACAAUCGGGCGUACUUCCAGACAACAACGGAGCCAGCAGUUUUGAACAUUUACCUUAUAAAGGAGCAGGACGAAGGCGAAUACAGAUGCCGAGUGGACUUUACUACAAGUCCGACUAAAAAUACCAGAAUUCAUCUAACGGUGAUAGUGCCGCCGCAAAAGCCAAAGAUUAUCGACGAACAUGGCGCCCCUGUCGACAAAGUCGCCGGCCCUUACGAAGAAGGCGGUGACAUGGCACUGCAGUGCAUCGUCUCUGGGGGCCAUCCCGAACCCAGAGUAAGAUGGUGGCGCGGAGAGACGCUUUUAGAUUCUAAAGAUGAGCCAGGCGGGUUCCCUGAAGUUCGUCAGAAUAUGUUGAUAGUGAGAGAAUUAUCAAGAGCAGAUCUUCACGCAACAUUUGACUGUCAAGCAUCCAACAACAACAUCAGUCAACCCGUGUCGACGUCGGUAGCAAUUGAAAUGUAUCUGAGGCCCCUGAGCGUGACGAUACUCAGCAACGAACAGGCGCCCCUCAGCGCCAAUCGGAAGUACGACAUUAACUGCAUGACAAUCGGUUCAAGGCCGGCGGCCGAGCUGUCCUGGUACAUGGAAGGCAAGAAGCUCACUAAUCACACGGACGAGGUGUCGCAGGAUGGCAAUAUGACGACUUCCAUCUUAACGUUUCAACCCACUUUAUCGCACCACGAUAAAGUUAUCACGUGCAAAGCUGUGAAUCCCAAAUUCCAACGUCACAUAGCGGAAGACACGUGGCAAUUGAACAUUUAUUUUAUCCCUAUAUUGACCCUGCAGCUCGGCUCGAAUAUGAAUCCGGAUGACAUCGAGGAGGGCGAUGAUGUAUAUUUCGAGUGCAAUGUCAACGCGAAUCCGGAUGCCUACAAAGUUGUAUGGAAACAUAAUGGCAACGUGAUUCAGAAUAACGCGAAGAAUGGCGUGCUGGUUCAGCAAUACAAUUUGGUUCUCAGAGUGGUGAAUCGGUCCCAGGCCGGAAAUUACAGCUGUGUCGCCAGCAAUGUCGAAGGCGACGGCUUCAGUAACAUCGUCGAGCUUAAGAUCAUGUACAAGCCGCUCUGCGUGCCGGAUCAAAAACGCAUCUAUGGAGUGGCGAGACACGAGGACGCCCAUGUAAUAUGCAAGGUCGAGGCAUAUCCGGCGCCGCAAAACUUUCAGUGGACUUUCAACAAUACCGAAGAGAUGGUCGAUGUGCCGAAGGCGCGUUUCGAAAAUUCGACCAGACAUACUCAGAGCGUGCUCACAUACCGUCCGGUCACGGAAAUGGACUAUGGCACCGUGCUCUGCUGGGCGACCAACGCGGCUGGCAAGCAGAAGAAUGCCUGCAUAUUUCACAUCAUUCCUGCGGGCAAACCGGAAGCUCCGUACAACUGCACGCUGACCAACCAGACCACCGAAUCACUCUCGGUGGAAUGCACCGCUGGUUUUGACGGUGGUCAACCUCAACACUUCCUCCUUGAAGUGUUCGAUCAGCACACGGGGGUCCUGCAGGCCAACAUCACAUCCAGAGAGAAUGCGGCUUUCACCGUGCAAGGCUUGGAGCCGGGCAAGAUUCUGAAUAUGAUCCUGUACGCGGUGAACGCAAAAGGGAGAAGCGAUCCUGCACUGAUAGAAGGUUUCACGCUCAAAAUCGCCGAGAAGCAGACCGGUACUCCGGUACCCUUCGAGUUCACCCCACUACUCGGGGGUCUGAUCGGCGUGGUCGCCGCACUUUUGCUCGUCACCGUCACUAUUCUGGCCGCGCUGAAAGUGAGAAGCGAGAGACGAGCUCAAAGGCCGGGCGAUUUACCUCUGAAGAAGGCCACCGCACCGAGCUCGGAGGACCUUUACGACGCGGACGAUAGAAAUCCCGACGUUGUACCGACCAACAAAGAUUCAGAUUAUCAGCUGACGGGCUCGACUUCUGGCACACCAUUGGCAACGCAAAACACACCGGAUGGUCUUCCAUCGUCCCUUCCGGCCCAGCAGACGAAUAAUCACCUACAAGGACUUCCCGCUUAUUCGCAUAACGACUACAACAACUAUCCUACCUUGCCGUUAUCCGGCGAGGUGACAUACGCUGAGCUGUGCUUGGCGAGGCCCACCACUCUGUCGACUCUGGCGACCGACGCCAAAUUAGCCAGCCUCGGCAGCGGCCUGGGCGGUCUUCAGGGUUACGGCAGCGGUCUUGGGGUGAUCGUGGGUGGCAAACCGUACACGAAAGAGGCUACGGUAUACGCCUGCAUCGACCAUAACGCCAGGCCGACCAAGGUGGACGUCUCCAAUGCGCCGUCGUGUGCAACCACUCCCUUGUCGACGGCAAACGUGCUCCAGGACUCCACCGUGUCCACCGUCAUGAGCGGCAAGCAGCAUCAUCCGGCGAGAGAGGUCGUCACUGUCCGCACGCCUCUGAUCUCGACCCAGGAAAGUUGCGUAUAGGGACGCGACUCCGACGCGCUCAACGUCAACGAGUAUUACGUCUGAUAUGGCCGCGGGCUCGUGGCGAUUGUGCGCGUCUUCAUAGCCGAUUUAUCGAUGCUUGGACUGACGGUUACAUUCCCAGUAACGUCCACAGAUUCUCGGGAAAAGAUAUAUUUAAUGAUGUGAAUUGUGAGUUUCGUCCGAACGCGCGAGAUAAUCGCGCGACAUGACCACUCGCUCUCUCUCUCUCUCUCUCUCUGGUACAAUGACUAUGAUUUUACCGGAUGACAGUGCUCGUAAAUGGAUAAACUUCUAAUCGUCACAGAUGACGUCGUACAACGAGAAGAAUGAUCGAACUACUACAUUUCGGUAACAACUGAAUGCAUCAAAGAAUACGCAAUGAAAAAAAAAUUAGAUCUCUUUAGAUACAAUCUAUUCGUACGAAUCGCAAUUCUCUUACUGAGACAAUUGGUGUUUUAAAAAUUCAGGACUAGCCAAAUAAUUUGGAAGAAUACAUAUCGAAAUAUUCUGAUAUCGGUCAGCAACAAAGAUUUAAUGCCUUUGCUUGGGUAUUCUAUUGUGUUCGAAAUACAAAAUAUGGCUGACUUGAAUUCUGUGUAAUGCAACAUCAAUACAACCAUAUCAUAUGAAAUUUUUAAGAGAAAUAUCAGAAUAAUCGCUGCCAAUUUUCAAAGAAUUUAAAGACUGCUUUUAUUUUCAGCAAGUCAUCAUAAAAGCAUGCAGAAAAUACUUAACAGAAAGAAGUUCUGAAUUCUGAAUCUAAGCCAAAAUUACAAAAAAAAAUUCUGUAUUCUAGAAAAACAUAUUCGUGAAAUUCACUUUAAAUUAUAUAAAAACUUUAUAUUAAAAACAGAUAUUUCUAUUCUGACAGACUAUCGAAUGAGGCCAUAAGAUUGAAAAACGAAUUUAUUCAUAGAUAUCGGCCAUUCUCACAUGAUCGUUCCGAUUCGAGAAAUAUUAUCUAAAAAUCCACAAAGAUUCAGUCGUGGAAGAUCCUAUCGAUUGACUGGAAUAGCCGGUCGAGUGGAAAGAAACAUGUCCAAAAAUCUAGGUUUCCGCAUUCCGAGGAUGUUCGUACCGCAAGAGGCGAGAUCGAUGUUCCUGUGUCUUGCAACGGCGAAUGUAGAUUUUCUAUCCCGAGAGUAUACUUUGUAUUACAAAGUAGGUACGGGGAUAAAGAAGAUCGUCGCGUUGAGUGUAUUUUCGUAGAAUGGGCGCGUCUUUAUCGGCGAUAUGCUCUUUCCUUCUCUCUUUUAGAGUAUCGCGUCGAUUACGUCGCACCAAGUGCAACGAUAAAUUUCGAGAACGGAAAAGAUCCGCCUCGCUGAGAGAAGAUCGACUUAUUCCACGAAAAUCCUAAAAAUAUUUCCGCGCUAGCUACGACGCGAAACAAGCGUGCCGUAUAAAACACAGGAUGUUACGAAAAUCCGACGUAAUAAUUUUCUCAAUGUCGAAUACAUUUUUCUUCUUUCGCUAUUAAUGCGUAAUUUCGUUCCGCCAUCAAAAAAUGCUCACUUUUACGGGCCAUCCAAUUUUCAAUCGUUUCGAUAUCGAUAUAAAAUGCAAGCCCGAUAAUAAAAUUUUUCUCCGCGCAAUAUCGGCUUAAUUAUCAAGAAAAUAAUUAAAUAAUUAAUCAGUCAAAUGCUGGUGUUCGACAGUUGAUCGAUCUUUCUAAAAGGGAAUGUAUGCACAUAAUUAGUUUCGUUCGGCGUGGCGUGUUGCAGUGAAAAUGUCAGCUAUUCACGCUACGAGCUGAUUAAUUAAAUCUCGGAGUAUCGACAUUUAUUCUCCGACUUAUUUACAGUAUGCCGCACACCAAGGAAACUUGCAAGGUAAGGUAAGAGUAAAUUUGCUGACUAUAAAAUAAGCGGAACUAUCGAUCUUCUGCCUCGCGGUCCAGACUCGUUCUCUGUCCUUCUAUCGUUACAUCUUUCUAGUCUAUUUACAUGACUUUCUCUAUCUAAAUGCACGAUGUAUGAACGGAACAAUAUUUGCGCGUUUACGUGCAAAACAGAGUGCGCGGAAAAUUCAGAAAAGUCGAAUUUUCACAAUAAUUGAAAAGAACGUUCUUUCAAGAUGACCUGAUAUACAUCCUCGUAUAUGCGUAAGACAUUGUAAAUAGUAACUUUUCCUCGAGAAUGAGGACACGGAAUAAAUUUAGACUAAUUAUCGAAAUUACCAUGUGCGUUGAGAGCUAACUGCGCUCCGAAAAUAUGUAUAUUAAUUCUAAUUAACAAACGUACCUUGUACACUGCGCAUCGUUCAAUAGCGACGAGCAUCUAUGAAUUAUCUGUAAUUACGUUUAGUUCGAUCGGAGGAUAUUUUGCGACGGGAUCGUAAUUCGAACCGUGAACAAAGAGACAAUAACGUUGCAGAACUGCUAAAUUAAAAGCGGCCCGCGAACGGUCAAUUACAUCGUGAUUGGUCAAUUACUUUCAACUUAAUUGGAAUUUGAGCUUGCUUGGGGGGAUAUCGGUUCUAAAGAAUAUUUUAUUUCUUAUUUGGUUAUCGAUUUUUAUAUUGUUGGCAAGACGAGUUUACUUACGAUCGUGUAUAUUAAAACUGGCUAUUCAAACUUACAAGGAAUACUAGCAUCAUAGUGAAAAUAAUUAAAGAGAAGAGAGCGCCUGAGAACAUACGAAAAGUAUUAUUUAAAAAUAAUGAAGGCUUGAAUUUAAUUUAUAUUAAAUCGCAACACAUUAAACACGAUAUAAUUCAUCGUGCAGCGGCCGAUUUAUCUUCACUUCCCGUCGAUCCCUAAACGAACAGAUUGACGUGACGUGCGUUAUUUUACGACGAAAUCUUGUGGACAAAAUCCUGUGUCCUAGGACUGCCAAAACGCGCACAACCCCACACGACUGCCAUGUCGCAUUCAUUUUCAUUAAGUUCGUCGUCGAAAUAACGAAGAGCGAUCGAGGAGUACCUUUUGCGCGUCGCCGUACGUUGUGCACCGUACAAAUGUACACGCGUGUACAUCUUAGAGAUAUAUAUUAUAUAUAUAUAUAUAUACAUAUAUAUAUAUAUAUAUAUAUAUAUCAGUUUCCGUCGCGUAUACGCAGCGGAGACAAAAGUGUAAAUACCUUGUACAUAAGGACAUCGAAAAAAGAGAGACUUUAUUUGAAGAUGCCCGAGGUUAAACCCCUACGUCUUCUUUGAGGGACGACACAGAACAGGCACGAAGGAUCGUUAUCGACGGAUCCAUUAACGACAUUACAAGGUACGUACCCAGAACAAUCGUAUCGAGCGAUAUCGCAUUAGCAGUACGUGAGAAAGGAAAGAGAUAAUAAUCGUAACGCGCAAAUUCUCUCUCUUCUCAGCAAAACCGCCUUCAAAUUUUGCGAUUAUUAUUUUGUGCGAGCUAUCAUUGAAUUUCUUAUUUUAUUCGAGCCCGUUAAUCGUUUGACUCGAGUGCUUUAUUCGUCUUUCCUAUGGCUAAUCGAUAUUAACGUACGACGUAAUUCGUUAUUGACCAUCGUCGUCGUCGGCCGGCAAAACGCGAAGAAGGCCGACGUGACGAGCGUUCCUUCGUGUACGCCCCUUCGUAAUUUGUAAGAUAUAUGCUCCGAUGUACAGCGCCGAGAUAUUUUUUCAGAGUGUGCGUAAUACAAUACCUCCGCGUAUAUCGUAAAGUCUUGGGCGCCCAAUUAGGCAAGCCUAUUUAAAGAGAGGGCGGAACUGUAUAAUUAAACGAUUGGGAUUGCAAUUAAUGGUCAGACAAAGAAAUAAAGAUACAUAUAUAAGUACGUGUGCGUAUGUGUGUAUGCACAAUGUGUGCCUGUGCUGUGUGAGCGCAAAUAUGUGAAUCUAUCUUUUACUAUGUACGAUACUGUGCGGUAGCUCAGCAAUCGAAAUCGAGGAUUAAGAAUAAAAAAAAAAAGAAAAAUAUAUAUGUAUGCAUGCGCGCUUUUUCCACUAUUCUUUGUGUUUCUUUGUAUUGUUAAAAAAUCAAUUAGCCCUUCCACGCUCACUUUUUUUGGUUUUGUGAAGAAAAACCUCUUGCUCGCAGACAAAUCUAAAGACAUUGUUAUAUCUGAGUUAUUUUUAGCUAUUUAAACUCGCGUUCUUUUCUUUCCAUUAUAGUUAGAAUAUCGCAGUUAUUUCGCAAUAAAGAAUUUUCAAGAAUUCAUGGAAGGGUUGAGAUGAAACGACUCUUUUUCUUUCACGUCCGGCGCUCGAACGAGAUCGAAGUGGACGAAGAAAAGAAAAUUAUACCUCGAGUGCUCCAAUUGAACCUACAUAAAAUCGAUUUUCUCUUCUCGACUUAAAAGAUAUCUAACUAUACUGCCUGAACUAUUGUUCUUUUCUUUUAUGCCCCUUUCUUGUAAAUUAUAUUCUGAUAUAAUAUAUAAUCUUUGAUAUUGCCAUAUAUAACAAGAACAAGAUAACAUCACUCAAUUACUACGUUCUUGAAUGAAAUCCUGCAAUCAUGGCUAAAUAAUACUGUUCUUUAGAUUUGCAAGUUAAAAUUGUUCUCCAUAAAAUACAAAAAGAUCGCUUUUAGAGAAACAUUUUAAACGUUGAAACGUAACAAUGCGUCAGCUUGAUGAAAUGAUAUCUUCAUACGUACUAUUCCAUACUGCCUUGUAUUACACACGUUGCACAACAAUAGCUGCAGUGCAGUGGAUCACUCGGUAUGUACAUCGACGCGUAUCCAUACACAUAUACAAAAGUUCGAUUGGCGAAGUCCUUCCGGUUUCGCAGGUAUUUUAAGCACGCGCUCCGUUAACGAUCGCGCUCCGGUUUCUCCUCGCGCCUCCUCCCUAAAUUCUCGCUUUUCGCAUGCUACAAUACAUUCCACGUUUCCUGUCAAAUACCGCGGGUACGUGUGAAUGCGGCUCGUUUCGUCGACGUGAAAAUUUCGAUAGUAAUAAAGAAACGAUGGCCGCGUGGAGUUCCGCGAAGCGAACCGAUUUCACGUUCAUGCAAGGAAUGACGCGCGAAAUGAACAAUUACGAGCCUGAUAUGUGUUGGUGCGAUCUUAUGCUUCCGAUUGAUCGUUUCAGUAGUUUAAAGUGCAUCGCGUUAUACAUCAUUACGUUGAUAAGAUAUUCAGAUUAUUUUCGUACGAUUGAAAUUUUUACGAGAUAUAUGAUAUUAACAAUUACUUACAAUUUAAUAUAAAAUUAAUAUGAA
Messenger RNA from Linepithema humile (Argentine ant), 8511 nucleotides. Its product is annotated as synaptogenesis protein syg-1. NCBI's taxonomy places the organism in Eukaryota, Metazoa, Arthropoda, Insecta, Hymenoptera, Formicidae. Gene Ontology annotation, molecular function: protein binding. The record is from RefSeq and is a predicted model, not a curated record.